Messenger RNA from Cucumis sativus (cucumber), 1078 nucleotides. RefSeq lists its product as uncharacterized. Bases 60 to 950 code for a protein of 296 amino acids. The transcript has a single exon. NCBI's taxonomy places the organism in Eukaryota, Viridiplantae, Streptophyta, Magnoliopsida, Cucurbitales, Cucurbitaceae. The record is from RefSeq and is a predicted model, not a curated record.
CUCUUUCUAUAAUAAUAUGAUCUCUUCAAACCCAUCUCUCUCAAACCCCAGCAACCACCAUGGCUCCGGUACCCACCACCACCAAAUUCCAUUUCACUCAUCCAAACCACCCUUUACAACUCCACUCUGACGACCGCCACGAUUACAUUUGCGGCGGAUGCAAGACCUCCGGUUCCGGGAGCCGGUUCCGAUGUCAUUCAUGCAACUUCGAUCUACAUGAUUACUGUGCCAAUUGCCCUGAGAAACUCAUCUCCUCCUCCAUCCACCACCACCCCCUCACUCUCGUCCUCCGUAAGCCUGACGGUGCUCGUCUCAACCAACGAAUCUGCGACAUUUGCCGGGACGCCGUUGACGGACUCUUCUACCGGUGCAAAGACUGCGAUUUCGAUGCCCACCCACUUUGCACCCAACUUCCUAAAACCCUCCACCAUCUCAUCGACAACAAACAUGCUUUGAACCUCCAAAAGCCGCCGUCCGGUGGCUGCGCAGUUUGUAAAAAAGAUUGCUCUUCUAAUUGGGUGUAUGGAUGCCAGAUUUGUAGAGUCUAUAUUCAUUUUGACUGUCUUUUGGAGCCGUACGAUUCGCCGCCGAGUCAACAACCGAGUGGGGGAGUGAGAGGGACGAGUAGUUCUCGUGGGAUACCGCCGCCGUGGGGGGGUGGGGGACCACCUCCAUUUCCCGGCGGUGGGUUUUCUUGGAAUAAUGGUGGGUAUCAUAAUAAUUAUGGUGGGCAAUUUGGUCAUUUUGGUAUGGGAGGAGGGCAUUAUGGGCAUUAUGGGCAUUAUGGCUACGCCGCCCCUUACAGCGUUCCCGACUACUCUUAUCCGGCGACAGAGGCGUCGUCGGGAAGUGGGGGAAAGAAGCUUGGAAAGUCAAUGUUUGCUCUUGUUGGUAGACUGACCGUCGGUGUGAUGUCUAGUUUUGUUUUUGGAUUCCCUAUUGGCUUCUAAAUUAGAUUUCCAUUUUCAUCUUCUACCUUUUUACCCUCUCAGUUUCUAUGAAGCUAAGCUCACAAAAAUGUUAUAUAAUCAGAAUUUAUAUUCUUCCAUCUUCUUUAAUUAAUGGUUUUGUAUCUAUU